AAAUUUAAUCUCCGCUGCCCCGUCGGAUGGGUUCAGGAGAGAGAGAGCACAGUAUAUGAUUAGCCUCCCAGAUUAGAGAAGCUUUAGACAUCUGAGGAAUAAUUUGGUUCUUGGGGAAGACCAGAAGUACCCUAAAGCCGCCCCCUGCUCUGGCCCUGCCCCCAUGGGCGUUCAACCUGACUAGACUCUAAGGGGGUGGAUUAAUUGGACAUCUUGUUGUUUCUUUGGGGGAGAGGGAUUGGGAUCCCAUCCGUUUGGAAAAUCUUGACUGUGAGACGGUAGUGUUUUACUUUUUUGACAUGGAUCUGCAGAAUCCAUGUAAGCCCGUGGACGGGCCGAACUGCAUGCAUCCUAUGAUGUGGAAGGUGUGUCAUCACCCAGACUGUCAGGAACUGAAUGGUAAAAACCCUUUGCACCUGUGUGAGUCAUGUGAUUCUCGAUGUCACCUGGAUGACACUGACAGCAUGCACUUUGACAGGCACCCCCGCUUUGACUUACAGCCACAAGGUUCCAUCCUGGCGCGAAAUGUGUCCACGCGGUCCUGUCCCCCUCGCACCAGCCCCCCAUCAGACCUGGAGGAAGAUGAAGAAGGAACCAAUGAACAAGGGGAACGCAAGACAGGAGGACUGAAGAUGAAAGGAAAGGAGGGAAAGAAGCCCAGACGACGACACACUGACGACCCCAGGAAGGAAUGCUUCACGCUUAAGUUUGACCUGAACAUUGAUAUUGACACUGAGAUUGUCCCGGCAGUAAAAAAGAAGACGCUACGAGAGGUGCUCGGACCAAUUUUUGAACGUAAGGGGAUCGAACCGUCCCGAGUUGAUCUGUUCCUGGACCAGUCAAACACUCCACUCUCGCUCCAUUUUGAGGCUUAUCGUUUUGGAGGGCAUUAUCUCAAAGUGAAAGCUCGCCCUGGCGAUGAGCUGAAAGUAGAGCAAAGCGUGAAGGAUUUACGCUCUCUCAGUCUACCCAACAUGAAGCCGUCAGUAGGGGGCAGUCUUUACAUCCUCACACCAGCCAGUGAGACGGCAGAACAUGGGUCCCUGCCGAGGCAAGACAGCGUGGACAUACUGGGUCAAGCCCGUCGGCGGAAAAACAUGACCGAGUUUCUGGGUGAUGCAAGCAUACCGUCCCCAGGAACAUUGGCCAUGCUGGGCGGGUCGCUGCCGAGCGUCGCUCCUGGAGUGCCACUGUCCGGGGUAGGUGCUGGACCAGACAACUGGAAGAACCGCGCCACCAGUCGGAUCAGUGUGUUCUUUGGUGCCGGAUCUGGAAAGGAGGUGGACCGCAUGGAGCUGCUUCAUACUAAGUUGCAGGCGUACACAAAGUUUGGUCUACCCAAGAGUCAGCUAGCCUUCCACAAGGACUCCUGGGAGGAGGGAGAGAAGCCAGAUCUGACGCUGGAGGACAGCUGGAGACAACUGCUGGAGAACACAGAGAGUUUAGGGCAACGUCAGUUUCAACAGCAAGAGGCAAUAUGGGAACUGAUCCAAACAGAGGCUACGUACAUCAAGAAACUCAGGGUCAUUACGGAUCGAUUCCAAUGCGUCCUGCUGAAUCUACAGGACAACAGUUUGCUGGGCGAGGUGGAGCCCGCACGCCUCUUUAGCAACAUCUACGAUAUUGUACGUCUGCACAGUGCGCUGUGGGUCCAGGUUGUGUUUCCGGCGCUGGAGAAGGCGCGGCGCACACAGAGCCUGAUCGACCCUACCGACCUCGAGCGGGGAUUCUGUGAGUUUACAUCCAGAUUCCAGCCAUAUAUCCGGUACUGUAUGGAGGAAGAGAGCUGUAUGGAAUACAAUAGCAUGCUUUUGAGAGAGAACGAGCUCUUUAAAAUCUACAUCACGUGGGCUGAAACAGAUAAGCAGUGCAAUCGUCUGAAGCUGGCGGACAUGCUUGCCAAACCUCACCAGAGACUGACCAAGUACCCUCUGCUCCUAAAAACCAUUCUGAAGAAAACCGACGAGCAAACUAUCAAAGACGCCCUCAACCGUAUGGUGUCGUGUGUGGAGAGCUUCAUCAACGGUGUGGACUCACAGAUGCGUCAGCGACAGGAGCAACAGAAACUGGCGGCCAUUUCGGCUCGGGUGGAGGCUUACGAAGCUGUGGAGGGAGCCAGUGAGGAGGUCGAGAGGGCUUUGAAGGAGUUUAAUCGCUUUGACCUGACGGCGCCCAUGAUCGGCACGUCACCAGAAGAGACCAGACAACUGCACCUGGAGGGGGCGCUCCGCAUGAAAGAUGGAAAAGACAGCAGGAUGGACGUUAACUGUUUCCUGUUUACGGAUUUGCUGUUGAUCACGAAACCAUCAAAGCGCUUGGACAAGGUGAAGGUGAUCCGGCAGCCCCUCCUUCUGCGUCACAUCGUGUGUAAAGAGCUUAAAGACACAGGCUCAUUUGUGCUCAUCUACCUCAAUGAGUUCAAGACCGCUGUGGCUGCCUACUCAUUUCAGGCAAACAGCGCCACCCAGGGGCGAAGCUGGAUUGACGCGAUCUGCAAAGUCCAGAAACAACUGCAGCGUUUGCGCUCCGAGGAAGAGAAGCGUCAGAAAGCAUGUCUGAAGAAGAGGCUUCUGGAAGAUCAGGAGGAUGAAGAGAGCUGUAACUCUGCGGCCAGCUCGCCACACCUCAGACACAAAGAUGCCAACAACAGCCAAUCAGAUGGCUCCACGGAAACCCUGUCGGUGAUGGACAUGGAUGAAUCUGGAUCUUCUCUUGAACUCGUGCUACAGUCUGACCCGGGUGGGCAUCCAGAAUCUGAUGCCAGUCUCUCCUCCCUCCCCGGGCAACAACAGCCACAGGGAGCUGGCGACUUUGAGCCUCAUUCAGACCUGGACCCACAACGCCGUUCAAUGUCCAUGGACAGCGCCUAUGGCACCCUCUCACCAGAAUCAACGGUGGAAACGCAGAGCCGAUUGGCCACAACUGCGGAAGAUGACUCGGAGGAAGACAAGGUGGAGACGAAGGCAGAAGACGAGGAGCAGGAGAAUGUGGGUGAGGAAGAUAAAAGCUCGCUCGGUUCUCAGAACUCAGUGGCACAUUCUUUAAAACCCAGACGCCGGCCGCCCGUACAGUGCCGCUUGCCGUUUCUGGAGAGACUCGCUGUCAAAUCCAUCUCGGAGGACAACCUUCUGUCCACGGUUCACCAUGUUAACAGUAACAAUGGCGUUGCCAGGGCAGCUACGGAGCGCACAGGAUGUCGGCACACGUGGGAGAAGAGGGUGAAAUGUUUUGAGGGCGUGUCGCUGAGCAGGAGCCUGACGGAGCUCAAUGCCGCCGGAUCGGAUGAAUCUUUACCGACGGAUGGGGAGAGUGAUGAAAGCGACAAACUCACGUGCAGUUUACCCACAGCCAUGCUUUUGGACACGGUUAGAAAAGCCAGAAUGGCACAAGAGGAUGGUGGUAUUCACUACAGUGCGUCGGAUGGGGAGCUGUCGCCCCCUAGUGGCUUGGAAGGAGUGGGACAAGGAGGAGGACCCCAGCAACACAAAAAACUGACACUGACCCAGCUGUACAGGAUACGAACCACACUGGUGCUCAAUUCAACACUGACGGCUUCAGAAGUGUAGCAUCUUUCUGGCUCGACCCGAGUUCCAGGGAAACCUUGUGGGACUAAAUCCUGCAGGACACAAAUG
Triplophysa rosa is the source of this 3632-nucleotide messenger RNA. RefSeq names its product pleckstrin homology domain containing, family G (with RhoGef domain) member 5b (gene plekhg5b). The record is from RefSeq and is a predicted model, not a curated record. Gene Ontology annotation, molecular function: guanyl-nucleotide exchange factor activity. Gene Ontology annotation, biological process: endothelial cell migration; Rho protein signal transduction. Lineage: Eukaryota; Metazoa; Chordata; Actinopteri; Cypriniformes; Nemacheilidae. Gene Ontology annotation, cellular component: plasma membrane; axon; endocytic vesicle. The transcript is spliced from 20 exons. Bases 300 to 3566 code for a protein of 1088 amino acids.